This is a messenger RNA of Nematostella vectensis (starlet sea anemone), 1222 nucleotides long. RefSeq names its product 39S ribosomal protein L38, mitochondrial. Bases 46 to 960 code for a protein of 304 amino acids. Gene Ontology annotation, cellular component: mitochondrial large ribosomal subunit. NCBI's taxonomy places the organism in Eukaryota, Metazoa, Cnidaria, Anthozoa, Actiniaria, Edwardsiidae. The record is from RefSeq and is a predicted model, not a curated record. The transcript is spliced from 8 exons.
GAACGAGGUAAAAGGAUAAGGACGGUCAGCGGUAUAGGAUCCAAGAUGGCGACCGCAAGAGUGUUUCCUCCCUUUCUGAAAAAUUUCUUCAGACCCCGACGCAAUACUGUACUUGUGCUAGCCCGCUGCUGCUCUCAAGGUGCGCAAGAGAUUCUACCAAGAAAUGCAAAGGCAAUCCGAAAACUGAAGUCUGAAGUCGCUCGACAAAACCGACAAAACCCAGCACUGGAAAAAGCUGCUAGAUAUGCUAAAUUGUCCAUAGACUUAGAGGGAGUUCACAAAGAAUGGACUGUGAAUCAAAAUGGAAGCCACAUCAGAUCACUGGCAAAGCACUCUGGGAUAUUCGACCAUGUGUUUGAUGGAGAGGAGUUCUCACCUUGUGUCAACCUUGAUAUUAGAUAUGAGAGUGGGGCAAAAGUGCAUCAUGGGAACUUUCUGACGCCUUCACAGGCUUUACUGGAACCAGAUGUUCAAUACACAAGUGAUGAGGAUACCAUGUGGUCGCUUCUUCUAACCACCCCAGAUGGAAACAUUUGGGAGAAGGACACGGAGCUGCUGCACUGGCUUGUUGUGAAUAUUCAAGGGAGUAGAGUGUCGAAUGGAACAGUACUUUGUGAGUACCUGCCCCCUAUACCUCCUCAAGGGACUGGCUUCCACAGAUACACCUUCUGUCUGCUACGUCAAGAGCAGCAGCUUAAACCUUAUACUCUUCCUACCUUUAGAUCCUUAACUGACCGGUCAAUUAGUACGUCAGCACUUAUUUCCAAGGUCCAGGAUAGACUCACUCCAGUUGGACUUGGGUUUUUCCAGGCUUCUUGGGAUGACUCUGUAACUCAAACGUUCAGAGAUAUCAUUGGCAUGCCAGAGCCCAUCUAUCAAAGAAAACCUUUCAUAACACCAGCUAUAGCACGGAGAGGGAUGGCUCGUGAGAGAUUUUCAGCCAAAUACACAAACAUGUAAAGAUAAAUGUAAAUAAUUCCAGCCAUCAACGGAUUUAGCAAUAUUAAAAUAAUAUUUUGUGAAGUCAUUAUCAUUGUAGAGAAAGAGAAUAUCCCUGUAAUAUGGUUUUGCUUUCAUGCUAUCUGAUGUUUUUGUAUAAUUCUUAUUGACUGUUAUCUCGCUUUCUGACUUGUAAUUCACACAUUCAAAGAGACACAGGUUGGUGAGGGACAUUUGAAAAGUCGACUAAGAAGUCCCAAAAUAAAUUUUUCAAUGCUAUGAA